Messenger RNA from Passer domesticus (house sparrow), 3400 nucleotides. It is a transcript of the gene GALNT6, whose product is annotated as polypeptide N-acetylgalactosaminyltransferase 6. The record is from RefSeq and is a predicted model, not a curated record. Gene Ontology annotation, cellular component: Golgi apparatus. Gene Ontology annotation, molecular function: polypeptide N-acetylgalactosaminyltransferase activity. Bases 764 to 2629 code for a protein of 621 amino acids. The transcript is spliced from 11 exons. Gene Ontology annotation, biological process: protein O-linked glycosylation. NCBI's taxonomy places the organism in Eukaryota, Metazoa, Chordata, Aves, Passeriformes, Passeridae.
GAGCUGGGCUUUUCCACCUCUCCCCCACAGCUUCCACGAGCUCCAAACAGCACAAAAAUCUCGUUUAGUAAAAAAAUCUACCUGGCAAAAGUUGUAUUUCCAAGUCAGUACCAAAAGAUCAGUUUUUGGGGGGUGUGAGAGCAAAAACUCCUAAAAACAAACCCAUCCAAGGAAUGAUGUCCAGGGGUGGGGACAAAAUUCCCUUUUUUGAGCUGCUCAGCCCCUUCUCCUCCCAAAAACACCCCAGGAAGCACUACACAGCAUCAAUUAACCAAAUGUUGGCAUUAUGGAGGAAAACUGCGUCCCCCACAUUUUCCCCCUCUUUAACAGCUGUAUUAUGGAUUAAACUUCCCAGUUUUCCCAUCUUGCACCAAUUAUUACCGGGCAAAAAGAUAAUAAAUAAACCCGAAGCUGGGCACAGAUCUGCAAACCAUCUGCAAAGGGGAUUUGAAAGCAGAAAUAUGCAAAUCAGCCUGGCUUCCUGUCAGCUCCUCCAGGUUCGCUGCCGCUCAGCGCUGCAAGUUUCAGCUCGGCGUUAAAUUUAAGCUCCGGCUCAAAUUAGGGGUUUGGCUGGAGGGUUGGAUGGAGCCGCCUCCGGCGCUGAGGAUUCCCCGCGAGGGAUGAAGGGCAGAAAUCCCGAAGGAAAUGCGCUUGGAGCGAGGAAAACCUCAGAGGCGAUGGUCACUGGAGCAAAGCAGGACACCGUGAUGCACCCCGAGCCCCCACAUCCCUGAACCCUCCAGAAACACCCCAAAACCCCAAAAUGAGGCUGUUCCGCCGCCGCUACAGCACCUUGAAGGUGGCCUUGGCGGGCGCCGUCUUCGUCCUCUUCCUCUUCAUCCUCCAGAAGGACGUGGGGAGCAAGGAGCCGGGCGAGGAGCCGUGGCUGCGGAACAUCGUGCAGGGCAAGGGCCAGGUGCUGGACCUGAUGCUGGGCGCCGUGCGGGACCUGCGGGACUCGAUGCCGCGGCUGCAGAUCGGGGCCCCGGAGCCGCCGCCGGAGCCGCUGCCCAGCGCCCGCUCCUGCCUGCCCGGCGUCUACACCGCGGCCGAGCUGCGGCCGCUCAUGGAGAGGCCCCCCCAGGACCCCGCCAGCCCCGGCGCCGACGGAAAAGCCUUCAAGAAGGAUCGCUGGACGCCCGAGGAGACGAAGGAGAAGGAGCGGGGCUACGAGAAGCAUUGCUUCAAUGCCUUCGCCAGCGAUCGCAUCUCCCUGCAGCGGGCGCUGGGCCCCGACAGCCGCCCCCCAGAGUGCAUCGAUCAGAAGUUCAAGCGCUGCCCUCCCCUCCCCACCACCAGCGUGGUGAUCGUGUUCCACAACGAGGCCUGGUCCACCCUGCUGCGCACGGUCUACAGCGUCCUGCACUCGUCCCCGGCCCGGCUGCUCCGCGAGGUCAUCCUGGUGGAUGAUGCCAGCACGGACGAGUACCUGAAGGAGGAGCUGGAUCGCUACGUGGAGCAGCUGCAGAUCGUGCGCGUGGUGCGGCAGCGGGAGCGCAAGGGGCUCAUCACGGCGCGGCUGCUGGGGGCCAGCGUGGCCAGCGGGGAGGUGCUGACCUUCCUGGAUGCCCACUGUGAGUGUUUCCACGGAUGGCUGGAGCCGCUCCUGUCCCGCAUCGCCGAGGAGCCCACGGCCGUCGUGAGCCCCGACAUCGCCACCAUCGACCUCAACACCUUCGAGUUCUCCAAGCCCGUCCAGAACGGGAAGCAGCACAGCCGGGGCAAUUUCGACUGGAGCCUGACUUUCGGCUGGGAGGUCAUUCCCGCGCGGGAGAGGCAGCGCAGGAAGGAUGAGACCUUCCCCAUCAAGUCCCCAACCUUCGCAGGUGGCCUCUUUGCCAUCUCCAGGUCCUACUUUGAGCACAUCGGCUCCUACGACGACCAGAUGGAGAUUUGGGGGGGUGAGAACGUGGAAAUGUCCUUCAGGGUGUGGCAGUGCGGGGGACAGGUGGAGAUCGUCCCCUGCUCCGUCGUGGGCCACGUGUUCCGCUCCAAGAGCCCGCACACCUUCCCCAAGGGCACGCAGGUGAUCUCCCGGAACCAGGUGCGCCUGGCCGAGGUCUGGAUGGACGACUACAAGGAGAUCUUCUACCGCCGCAACCAGCAAGCUGCCCAGAUGGCCAGAGAGAAGACGUUUGGUGACAUCACAGAGCGGCGCAGGCUGCGGGAGCGGCUGCACUGCAGGAACUUCACCUGGUACCUGCAGAACGUCUACCCCGAGAUGUUCGUGCCCGACCUGACCCCGGCGUUCUACGGAGCAAUAAAAAACGAGGGCACCAAGAGCUGCCUGGACGUGGGGGAGAACAACCACGGCGGGAAACCUCUCAUCAUGUACCCUUGCCACGGGCUGGGGGGCAACCAGUACUUUGAGUACACGAGCCAGCGGGAGCUGCGCCACAACAUCGGCAAGGAGCUGUGCCUGCGCGGGGGCGCGGGCACGGCCGAGCUGGGCGAGUGCCAGUUCCGAGGGAAGCCCGGCCGGGUGCCCGCCAGCGAGGAGUGGGAUCUGGCGCAGAACCGGCUGAUCAAGAACUUGGCCUCGGGGAUGUGUCUGACGGCCCGGGGGAAGCACCCGGGCCUCGUUCCCUGCGACCUCACGGACCCGCACCAGCUCUGGUCCUUCACCUAAAAGGGAGCGGAGCCCCCGGCCGGCCCCGGCCACGCUCAGGAAACCAGGAUCCAAAAAAACUUCCUUGUUCUUCUUAAUUUAAGAAGUGAAAGCCUUAAAUAUGCUGCAUUUCGUGGUUGCCUUGAACUGAAUCCCGUGCCUUGGGGGCCGGGCUCUGCCGGGGGCAGCCCAGGGACCCCGAAACGCCGCGGCCGUGGCGGGGACGCUCCUGCCGGGGCUCCUCCGCAGCCGCUGCUCGUCCUCCCCACCCCGGCUCCACCCAGAGACUCUUCAGUUCCUAUCGGGCAUUAAAAACGCGGAUGCGCCUCCCCAGAUGGGGAAUCCGGGCGGGAGAAUCCGGCGAGGAGGAGGAUGGUGAUGAUGGGGCUCCUCCUGUCGAGGGGGGAUCGGGGCUUGUGGUGGCCCCUGGCGGGCAAUGGGAGAAGUUGGGAUCUGUGCCUUGGGAAUCAAAUUGGAUUUGGAGGGGGGAGGAAAUUAGAUUCAUGGUUUUAUUAUGGUUAUUAUUAAAUUAUGAUGAUUCCUGGGUGCGAUUCUCCUUGUGCUGAGCAGGAGGAGUUUUUCCUGGAUGGCACCACAGAAUCCUUCUGAACGGGAUCCUGGGUGCCACAUCUCCCCUGUUCCAGAUUUUUUGUCUAUUCCAACUUCCGUAGCUGCCACUUUUGUUGCCAUAUCUUUUAUAGUGGAGAAAAAUCCCCCUGGACAUGGCAGGAGGGGGAAGAACCUGUCCUAGACACUCAACCUCAAAUAAAGAGAUGAUUUAUUUUACACAAA